Messenger RNA from Pyrus x bretschneideri (Chinese white pear), 1174 nucleotides. Its product is annotated as protein spotted leaf 11. The transcript has a single exon. The record is from RefSeq and is a predicted model, not a curated record. Lineage: Eukaryota; Viridiplantae; Streptophyta; Magnoliopsida; Rosales; Rosaceae. Gene Ontology annotation, cellular component: cytoplasm; nucleus. Gene Ontology annotation, molecular function: protein binding. Bases 35 to 994 code for a protein of 319 amino acids.
CAAACACAAUCAGACGCACACAGACAUCGCAAAAAUGGAAGUGAAGGUCCGUACGGUUCGGUCCUUGGUCUCCAAGCUCAGCUCCGUCUCCUCCCAAACCCGAGCCGACGCUCUCAAAGAGCUUCGCCUCAUCACCAAGCUCGACCCAGACAGCCGCCCCCUCGUCGCCGAAUCCGGCGCCAUACCUUACUUGUCCGAAACCCUCUUCGACUCCUCCUCUUCCCUCCAAGACGACGCCGCCGCCGCCCUCCUAAACGUCUCCAUCUCCUGCCGCCACUCCCUCAUCUCCACCCGCGGCCUCCUCGACGCUCUCUCCCACGUUCUCCGCCACCACGCAUCCCCUUCCUCCUCCCCCUUCGCCGUCCAGUCCUCCGCCGCCACCCUCCACAGCCUCCUCGUCGUCGACGACUACCGCCCCAUGAUCGGCUCCAAGCGCGACAUCGUCUACUCUCUGAUCGACAUCGUCAAGAGCCCCAAUUCUCCCGCGCGGUCGGUGAAGGACGCGCUGAAGGCGCUGUUCGGGAUCGCUCUCUACGCGCUCAACCGCGGCGCGCUGGUGGAGCUCGGGGCCGUUCCCGCGCUUUUUACUUUGGUGGUGAAGGACGGGCGCGUGGGGAUCGUGGAGGACGCCACGGCUGUGAUCGCUCAGGUGGCCGGGUGCGAGGAGAGCGAGGAAGCGUUUCAGAGGGUUUCCGGGGUCAGGGUUUUGGCCGAUUUGCUGGAUCUCUCGACCGGGUCCAGCUUGAGGAGCAAGGAGAACGCGGUGGGUGCGCUGCUUAAUCUGUCCAGGUGCGGCGGAGAGAGGGCGCUGAGGGAGGUGAGGGAGGAGGGGCUGGGAGUGGUGGAUGGGAUUGCUGAUGUGGCGGAGAGUGGCAGCGCAAAAGCGAAGAGCAAGGCAGUUGCGCUGCUGAAGGUGGUUGAUGGCGGGAGCGGAUCCAUUGCCAGCGUUUUCAGAGAUCCGCGGUUUCAUUCUCUACUAAACCAAACUUCGUAAAUUUGGUGUUAAUUUUUUUUUUAAUAAUUAUUAUUAUUAUUAUUUUUUUUUUAGUGAUGUAGAUAUUGUAGAUUUUACGAGUUCAAUGUAUGAUAAUUAGGAAUGAUUGAUUAACCUUUUCAUUAAAAAAAAAAAGAAAAGAAAAGGAAGGAAUGAUUGACUGAUUGAUUAACAUCUUCA